CAAACGAUUCAGAUUGCUCCGUGCGCAUCCCUUUCUUUUCUUUGUGUCAUAUCGCAGUUUUGGUUCACCAUGUGAAACACAUCCGGUAAAGUAAAUCGAACAUUUUCUACUCAGCGGGUUCUUUAGGACUUGCACUCGAUCUUUUCCAAAGAUCAUAACUCUUACAAGUGUGUAGGAUUGGAGAAGUUGGCGAAAACUUCUCUCGUCCACUUCAAAGUUUCUCCGUGCUGAAACUGACUGAACUUUUGCGGAAACUUCUGCGCGCUAAACAAUAAACCGAGUUUCGCUCUUCAGAGAAGGACUUUACAAACUAAAUUUGGUUCUUAAUUUGAUAAAAUUCGUCUGGAAAAUUGUGAGUCUCAUCUUUGAUGAUAAAUUUCAAAUAAGAUAUUGGAAACCAUGAAGUUGUUGGCGCUUUUACGCGGUUUGAGAUUCUUUUACUUAUUGGGAGUUGUACUUCUUCCAGUGUUGUAUGGAAUUUCUCGCGCUGAAAUGGACAAAAAUGGAAAUGGACAAAAGAAAUCCAGGAUAAUCGGAGACCACUUGGUUUCUGCCGGUAAACCCAAAACUCGGAUAGUUGCGACAAAGUAUGGUGAACUGAGAGGCUUUAUCGCAACGUUGCCCAAUAAGCAUUUGCAAGCCAUCGAAGUAUACCUGGGUGUGCCAUACGCUAGCCCACCGGUUUCGGCUUUACGAUUUAUGCCACCAGUGACACCGGCUCAUUGGAAAGGAGUUAAGACUGUUGACCAUUACGGUCCAGUAUGCCCCCAGAAGUUGCCGAACAUAAAAAAUGAAACUGAAGCAUUAAAGAGAAUGCCAGCCGGCAGGCUGGAGAUUCUAAAGAGACUGCUUCCCCAUCUCACGAACCAAAGUGAAGAUUGCUUGUAUCUCAACAUAUAUGCGCCACAAAGAAGUGGAAGAAAUAAUAGCAGAGUUCCGGUAUUCGUUUUCAUACACGGCGAGUCCUUCGAGUGGAAUGCAGGGAACCCCUAUGAUGGUAGUGUCCUUGCCAGCUUUGGAAAUGUGGUAGUGGUCACCGUCAAUUUCCGACUCGGAGUUCUAGGAUUUCUUCCUGUCAUGGAAGGUUCUGCAAGAGGUAACUACGGACUUACAGAUCAAGUUGCUGCACUGCACUGGAUCCAAGAAAAUAUUGCUGAAUUUGGUGGAGAUCCCCAGAACGUCACUCUAUUUGGACAUGGGCAUGGAGCAGCUUGCGUGAAUUUUUUGGUCCUCUCGCCUAUGUCUAGAGGAAAUUCUCUUUUUCCAGCAGGUUUAUUCCAUCGAGCUAUAAUGAUGAGUGGAUCUGCCUUGAGCCCAUGGGCAAUAGCCCGUGAUGCCAAUCUUUAUGCCCAACAAAUAGGCCGGACUGUGGGAUGCCCAACGAAUCAACCAGCUAAACUCUUGGAAUGCUUGCGACAGCGUUCAGUUAAAGAUAUUUUAAGAGUGGAUAUCUCAGUACCGAUGUUCCUUACCGGAUUUGGACCAACUAUCGAUGGUAUUGUUAUCCAGAAUGAACCUUCUACCAUGAUGGAAGAACUUGUAAAUGAACAUAAGUUUGGCAUGUUUGAUCUCAUGUUUGGCGUUACCAGAGUAGAAUCGUAUUUCCAGAUUUCUGAAAAAGAAGAAAAGGAUGGCCUAUCAAUUGAACGCAGAGACAAACUUUUAAGAACACUAGUCAGAAAUAUCUUCAACUUUCAUCUACAGGAAAUUUUUCUUACUAUAGUCAACGAGUAUACCGACUGGACGAAAGCUAUUCAACACGAUAUUAAUGUUUUGGAUAACACACUUGAUGCCCUUGGCGAUGCACUUGUGGUUGCUCCAAUGGUACGUUCGGCAAAUUAUCACUCGAUGAGUCAAAGGAGAUCGUUCUUCUAUGUGUUUAACUAUCAGACCGAAGAUGGAAAAUUUCCUCAAAGGCAAGGUUGUGUAUCCGGAGAGGAUCUUCAGUUUGUAUUUGGUGCUCCACUGGUUCGUACUUUAGGACAUUUUAAGAAGAACUAUACACAGCAGGAGGUAGUGUUAUCUGAAGCAAUUAUGACUUACUGGGUGAAUUUCGCUAAAUAUGGCGAUCCCAACCCUUUGCCAUCCGAAAAACCUCAGGAUAGAACAAAGGGCAGAUACGAACGGACUUUGUGGCCGAAAUAUGACAAUAUUCACCAGAAAUACUUGCUAUUGGCUGGUACGAAACCCAGAGUUCGAGAUCACUACCAUGCUCACCGUCUUUCUUUUUGGCUGAAUCUAUUUCCUCAACUUCACGCUUCAACUGCCGCCACUGUCUCUCCAGAGCAUCAUCUUCUGGAUGAUCAUGACAACCUUCAGUCUUACGAUGGAGCUGUACGUCAAGUACCUUUCUCAUUAUCGAAGACAGCAGCUGAUGCUGCCACUCAUGCACCAACAACCUCGACAACCACAACUUCAAAAUCGACCUCGGCCAGUACUCUUUUAAGCUCGAUACAACCUUAUUAUCAAGUACCCACCGAGAAUGUAACAAUGCCAGUCACCACUGUGAAUACCACAGAUGCCCCAGCUGUAGUAAUGACCCAGAGCUCCUUCAAUGCUGCGCUCAGCGUAACCAUAGCCGUCGGAGCAUCCCUUCUGAUAUUAAAUGCCCUAAUUUUUGCGGGUAUAUAUUAUCAACGGGAUAGGACCAGAGCUGAAGAGAUUCUUAAGAAAAGGAUUUUGACGCAAAAAGCCAUUGACGCUACUUUGGAAGCCGCAGCUGUGGUAAACUUGAAAUCGGCUACUCUUCGAGCUCCUCCCCCAUCUCCUGUAUGCCAGACCAUGCAACAGCAGGAAUUGACCCUUCAUCCUCCACCUCAGAAACUUAAUCAUCCUCAUAAGACCCUGCCGAAGCCCUGCAUGGUACCUUGUCCACCCCAAAUUCAAAAAGAGAGCUUAGCCGACGUGCAGGCCCUGGUGAAUCAGGGGGUUGCUACAAUGACCAAAAAGGCCCCAGCACAACAGUUUAGACAGAACGCGCAGGUUCAUCAGUCUCAUUCUAAUGAUGUCAAGCUUUAAGAGGAUCGUCAGUACAUUGCUCUUGUGACACACUUAAGAUGUUGAACUUGAGAUGUACCGAGACUUAUUGUCGAAUAUUUCGGUGCAAUUUGAUGUUCCGUGAUGUCAUUUGUUGUUUGUUGUUUUCAAGAUCCCAACGAGCUAAUAUACUGGUGAAUCUUACUACAAACUCUAAACUUCCAGUAACAUGAGCUCAAGAUGGAUAUCCUUAAUUAUAUCAAUACUUGUUUGUGGUGAUAUAAAUUAUAUGUCUAUAUAUGUUAUGUAUGCAUCUAGCACUAUCUUGGAUACUUAUUGUGGGGACAAGGUACUAAAACCACUGUUGCUUGUUUUGCUGCUGUUAAGGUGACUGCCUACGUUCAAGACUUUCUUUUAGUUCUUUAUAGUGUUUCUAAUAAGUAGUACAGAAAAAGAAUAAAAAUCUAAAAAACAAAUUUUUGUACGAGUUCUAAUUUUUUUAAUUGACAAACUAGGAAGCAACUUUCUACAAAAUUUUACCAAAUUGACUAACACUCUUCCAAAUUGGUCAAUUCCCAACACUUAAAAAUCAUAAUUUUCUUUACACAGUAAGCAAAUA
Molecule: messenger RNA, 3595 nt
Organism: Argiope bruennichi
Lineage: Eukaryota; Metazoa; Arthropoda; Arachnida; Araneae; Araneidae
Product: neuroligin-4, X-linked-like
Exons: 8
Coding region: 400-3018 (872 amino acids)
Biological process (GO): postsynaptic membrane assembly; chemical synaptic transmission; neuron cell-cell adhesion
Cellular component (GO): synapse; postsynaptic membrane; cell surface
Molecular function (GO): neurexin family protein binding; signaling receptor activity
Source: RefSeq, a predicted model, not a curated record